This is a messenger RNA of Wyeomyia smithii (pitcher-plant mosquito), 966 nucleotides long. Its product is annotated as immunoglobulin domain-containing protein oig-4-like. The record is from RefSeq and is a predicted model, not a curated record. The transcript has 5 exons. Lineage: Eukaryota; Metazoa; Arthropoda; Insecta; Diptera; Culicidae. The coding region runs from base 282 to 776 and encodes 164 amino acids.
UACAGACAACGGUGCUCACGUGUGCGCGUGUGUGUGCCACAAACAAAGCGGAUUUCACCUUAUUCACAGUAGAGUUAGUGUCAGUCCUGUUUUAUUUUUCGUUCGUAACAGUCUGGCAGUUCCAGAGGAUCAGCAGAACAUAGUUGUGUAUUGUGAUUAUAAGUGAUUUGGAAGCGCAAUACCAAUUUCAACGGUAAUAGUGAUCGAAACGUUCAACAGGUUUUCAAAUUUUCAUACAGGACAGCAGGAAACAACCUUAAGAAACCUGAGUUUGGUAUAGAAUGAAGGUACACAUCAAAUCUUCGCUGGUAGUGUUGUGUCUGGUUGUUCUGCUGAUGCUGGUAGGAGACGCGAUGGCAAGACGUGGCCGCGCUCGAGGACGCACUAAAUCAAGGAUGCAAAUUGGUUUACCCAUCACAGGAAAGUACCGAGAUCCGGAAUCUGAUCAGUAUUAUAACAACAAUAAUGGAGCCAAAAUCACACUCGCCUCUCACUUUGAUUAUGAAUACGUGCUCGGACACAAAAUAGCGUUUUUGUGUGUUGCCCGAGGUACUCCCCGGCCAACAAUCACGUGGUAUAAGGACGGUGUGGAAAUUUUCAGUCAUCUUUACCUUCACGUCCAUGAGUGGUACAUCGGUAAAGACAAGGUAAAAUCCAAAAUCGAGAUCGAUCCUGCCACCCAGAUGGACGCUGGAGUAUACGAGUGUACCGCGGAUAACAUGUAUUCGAUUGAUCGAAGAAGCUUCAAGACAGAUUUCUCCAUUGCAUUCGAUUAGUGGCGUAUCAAGGCUGUGAACUGUGGUGUGUUUCUAGGGUUAGAUCAGGUCGAACAGCUGGUAUUGUUCAAACGAUGGAUUUUAUUGCUUCAGCUCGCAGAAAGUAUCAAGCUCAAUCUUAAAAUAGCUUUAGUAUUAUAUUGUGAAAAAUUACUCAAUGGAUGUUACAAAAUAUAACAAACAAAUAAUA